CAAAGUUACAUGAUUUUACGAUCACUUAAGUUGAGCUUAGGCUGUUCGGUCAUCUGUUUUGUGUGGCUGCCUCUCCUCCACGCACAGGGGAAGCUAGAAAGAGAAAAGCGGUCGGAGGAAGAAUGGCCACCGUCGCCGGAGGAAGUUUUUACCUCCCCACAGUGCCAAAACCACGAAACAGAGACUUGUCAGCAGCGUUACCACCUAAUAAAUUACUGUACCAGUACCACCGCACAAAGCUAUUGCCUUUGUCCUUGAGUUAUUCCAGAAAUCCUAAGCAAGACGAUGAAACGGUUAAGGAAAAUGGGUCUUCUGCUCAUCCUGAUGACGAUGGCGUCUCCCCAACUGUUCAAGAUUCUGGUUCAUUUCUUUCUCAAGGAGGGGGUGGUUGCAAGGGGUGUGGUAGAGAAGUGGCCGAGAGAGGUUGCAACGAGGAAGGAAGGAUUCAAGGAGGGAUAGCAGCAGUUCCCGGAUUUGGUUGGUGGCCAAUAAAGGCAUUCCGCCCUUGCCCUUCAUUUUUGGCUUCUGGCGGAAAGUAUAGGCGAAUUGGACAAAGCAUGGAUGAAGUGGUCUCUGGAAGAGCAGUAACAAGAAAGUAGCUAAAGGAACCGCGAUGUCAUUCAGAACAACUCACUCAGUCUAUGAACUGAACUCAAAUUGCGGAAAGUAUGACAGUUGUAUGAAAUUUUUGAAGUGAAGAUGUGAGAAUGUUAUGG
This is a messenger RNA of Cuscuta europaea, 716 nucleotides long. The record is from the annotation of a GenBank genome assembly. Lineage: Eukaryota; Viridiplantae; Streptophyta; Magnoliopsida; Solanales; Convolvulaceae.